UACUUAACGUGGGAAUUUACUCGUCUGUUUCGUGUGUGUUGCAGAUGCCCUCGAGAUCGCGGUGUUGCCGAAACCACGUCUGAAUAAACGAGUCGUAAAUCAGAUCGAAAGAUGCGAGCAGCACCGUCUCUGCUGUCGUUCGUCCUGAUCCUUGUAUAUCACUCGGGAUGGACCCACGGGCUCUGCAAACUGGAGAACAGCACUUCAGCGUGGUGCGACCAGCUGGAGGACCUCAAGCACAUCGAGACGCAGGGUCUGGAGUCCUUGACCGCUCCGAUCGCGCGAGACGUUUUAGUCCCGAGCCUCCUUAACAAUCUGACCAGCCUCAGGCAUCUCGACCUAUCCGACGGCGAUCUGAAGAAGAUCGAACCAGGAAGCUUUCGAACUUUAAGUAACUUGAAAAGUCUCAAUCUCGGCGACAACCGCAUCGAGUACCUGGAGCUAGCCUCCCUGGAGGGUCUGACCCAUCUGCGAAGUCUGAACCUGCGGAAAAACGCCAUCCAGCAACUGCCGCCCGCCCUGGCGCGCCUGAAAAAUCUUAAGCAUCUGGAUAUCCACGGUAAUCCGCUCGAGUGCAACUGCGCCACUCUCAAAGUCCGCGAUCUUAUCGCGCAGAGGGGCGUGACGAUAUCGAAGAAGGUCGUAUGCGUGGGCCCCGACAACAUGAAGGGUACGUCGCUGAUGAAACCGAACGCGGCGAUCAUCUGCAGUUUCGAGCAGCAGGAUCGGGAGAUGCAGAACGAUCAAGCGGAGGGAUCCGGGGAGCCGGAUCUAGGAUCCGGAGAUGUGUUUGACGAGCUCAAUGAAGAGGAUGAGGAAGAGAACGGUGGGUCGGAGGUCAGUAACAGCACGUCGGAAAAGCCGGGAGAACCGGAAGUCGAGACUCCUUUCCCGACCGUGUUGGUAGAUUCCGCAGAAUCUUCCGUCUCGAAAGAAAUCACUACCGACGCGACAACGAGUUCCCUGCAAGAAGAAGAAAUCUUCUUUGACAAUGAAGACAAGAAGGAGCAAGCAUCCACGACCGAGAUGUCGCGGAACAAAGAGGACAUCAAGGAUGCCCUGUUUUAUCCACCCUUGGCCUCCGGCGAUGGGGACGAAGGUUCCGGCGAAGGAUCCGGCGCCGGUGGAGCGCAUUACGACGAGGAGGAGACCGAGAAAGCUGAUACCGAUGAAGAAUCGUCGUCCUUCACGGGAGCUCUAUGGAAUAUGGUUUUUGGUGGCUUAACAGGAACUUCCGCGACUACGUCGAAGACCAGUGACCCAGAUCUUGAGGAGGAGGAGUUUAUAGAUGUGUCGUCCACUAAACUGGCCACCGAGGAGCCAAUCGUGUCCAGCAAGAGUCAUUCGGUCGAGUCCGACAUUAAAAUCACUACCGAAGUUACCACGAAGAUCGUACCGCCCGAUCCGAAAGUCAACGACGUACAAGUGUUGAAACCUCCUAACAUGAUCGACGAUUCUAAAUCCGGUAAUAUCAUGGAUAGAGAUAAUAACGAACAAGCGGUAUCUUCGCCCAAGCAGUCCAAGAAAGGCAUGGGCUCGUACGUCGUUCUCGCCGUCCUGCUCGCCAUUGUCGCGGCGCUGAUCGGUUUCGCCGCGUACAGGGGUGAGAUAUGCAGAAAGAGGAAAGCGCCCGACGUAGAGACCGGCACCGAGAUGAAGGAGAUACAGAAGUCUCUGCUGGAGCACGGCGACAAUUCGACUCAGCCAAAGAAGGAGGAGAACACGCCCUACGUAACGGAACUCGAGAGCGAUCCUCUCGUGAAGGUCAAAUCCGCUGGCGACGACGCGAAGACUGACGAGAUCCACGACGAUGACCGUCGUCAAACGCAAGAAACACCGCGUCUCAAUGGCACUGUCGAUCAUUCGGAGCCCGUGAAACCGCCCAGGAAGCAACUUUCGCAGGACGAAAAUGCAAUUUCGCAGGACGACGAGGUGAGAGAGGAGAGACCUCGUAUUGACGUGAAUUCCUUGAGGAAGAACUUCUUGGAGGAUAAAAACCCGCUGCCCUCCACCUCGAUGGCGACGACCAACGGACCGACCCCGAAUCACAACGCUUCGGAGCCCAAUGGGCCACCGCUCAGCCCCGGGGCCCAAAGAGUGAAGAUCACCUUGCAGGAGAUUCCCGAUAGUGUGCCAAAGACGCCCAUACUCAUCACGCGAACAAUGGCUGGUGAGAAUCUAGUCAAGACGCCAUGAAGCAGUGUCCCGAGGAGAGAAUCUACGCGAAAUAACGAACGUUAUGUCGACCGACCGACGUGCUCGUCUGUCGAACGUAAUUGAGAGACAAAUAUUUGGUGCAGAAAUGAGGGAGAAGAGUUCUUUUUCUUUUUACAAAUGCGACAGGUCCCAGAUGUGAUUUAUAAUAACGCCGUUGUUCCUAGGAUUGCACGCAAAUUGACUUCUCGCGAUGGAUUUUCGUGAUAAAGAAAGAUCAACCGAGUCAAAGACCAUACACGCGCGGACAGUGGCUAGGGGACUAUUGUUUUCGGCAGGAAGCUGAAAGUGUGCGAAAGGUGACUGAGGAACAGAUGUAACCUCGGGCCGCUUCGUUGAACAAUCGGACGCACGAAAUGCUAUAUGUAUAUAUUUGCUGAAACUGUAUGCCGUGCAGGAUGUCCUUUGGCUAUCGCGUAUUCUUUUUUAUUUAUGAUGACAUCAUUGUAUUCGAUUACGUCUUUUAAGGAAACUUCGCGAGAUCGUAGAUUCUGAUCUUCGUGAAACUUUGUAUACGUAUAAGUAAAAUAAAUAGAUGAAUUUAGAAAUUACAAGUCAAAAAAUGUUAGAAUUAACGCACAUAUAUAGUAAUUUC
This is a messenger RNA of Temnothorax curvispinosus, 2809 nucleotides long. RefSeq lists its product as uncharacterized. The record is from RefSeq and is a predicted model, not a curated record. Gene Ontology annotation, molecular function: protein binding. Bases 112 to 2196 code for a protein of 694 amino acids. The transcript is spliced from 2 exons. Lineage: Eukaryota; Metazoa; Arthropoda; Insecta; Hymenoptera; Formicidae.